GCGCGGCGCGGCGCGGCGCGGCGCGGCCCUGCGCUGACUGGGUUGGGUCGGGCGGCGGCGGCGGCGGCGACGGCGACGGCUGAGGCGGCUGCAGAGGCCACCGAGGCGCUGACUGGGUGGCCGGCGGGCCCCUGUGGCGUCGAGCAGCCCCUACGUGCCGCCUGGCACUCCCGGGGCAGCGGUGGGCCGCGGCGCGCAGCCUGCCAGUGAGCUGCAGCGGGCACACCCCGGCGCAGCGGCGACUGCCGACAGGUUAGAGUGGGGGCAGGGACAGGCGCGGGAGCAGCCCGUGGCCAGAGUAGGAGCCCGAGCCAGGCCAUCUCCAACCAUGUCCGACGAGGCGUCAGCCACCACGUCGUAUGAGAAGUUUCUAACCCCCGAGGAGCCCUUCCCGCUUCUGGGACCCCCUCGCGGGGUGGGCACCUGCCCGAGCGAGGAGCCGGGCUGCCUGGACAUCAGCGACUUCGGCUGCCAGCUCUCCUCUUGCCAUCGCACGGACCCUCUCCACCGCUUCCACACCAACAGGUGGAACUUAACUUCCUGUGGAACAAGUGUGGCCAGCUCAGAAUGCAGUGAGGAGCUGUUUUCAUCGGUUUCUGUUGGAGAUCAAGAUGAUUGCUAUUCCCUAUUAGAUGACCAAGACUUCACAUCUUUUGAUUUAUUCCCUGAGGGGAGUGUCUGCAGUGAUGUCUCUUCUUCUAUUAGCACAUACUGGGAUUGGUCAGAUAGCGAAUUUGAAUGGCAGUUACCAGGCAGUGACAUUGCCAGUGGAAGUGAUGUACUUUCUGAUGUCAUACCCAGUAUUCCAAGUUCACCGUGCCUGCUUCCUAAAAAGAAAAACAAGCACCGGAAUUUAGAUGAACUUCCUUGGAGUGCAAUGACAAACGAUGAGCAGGUGGAAUAUAUUGAGUAUCUGAGUCGUAAAGUCAGUACUGAGAUGGGUCUUCGGGAGCAACUUGAUAUUAUUAAAAUAAUUGAUCCUUCUGCUCAAAUCUCCCCUACAGACAGUGAGUUUAUUAUUGAACUUAACUGUCUCACAGAUGAAAAACUGAAGCAGGUCAGAAACUAUAUCAAGGAGCAUAGCCCUCGCCUACGGCCUGCAAGAGAGGCCUGGAAGAGAAGCAACUUCAGCUGCGCAAGCACCAGUGGAGUGAGCGGUGCCAGUGCCAGUGCCAGCAGCAGCAGUGCCAGCAUGGUCAGUUCUGCAAGCAGCAGUGGGUCCAGUGUUGGAAACUCUGCUUCAAACUCCAGUGCCAACAUGAGUCGAGCACACAGUGACAGCAACUUGUCUGCAAGUGCAGCAGAGCGGAUUCGGGAUUCAAAAAAGCGAUCCAAGCAGCGGAAGUUACAGCAGAAGGCCUUACGCAAGAGGCAGCUGAAAGAGCAAAGGCAGGCUCGGAAGGAGAGGCUCAGUGGGCUCUUCCUUAAUGAAGAAGUGCUGUCCUUGAAAGUGACUGAGGAAGACCAUGAAGCAGAUGUAGAUGUUCUGAUGUAAUAAGGGUGACUUUAUCAGUGUUCUUUCUAAGCAUUAAAGUAUUCUAUCCUUAUUUGUUUACAUGCAUCUUGACCAAACUUUUGGUUAGAGCUGUGCUUAUGUACCUUUAAUAAUUUAGGUCAGUGGUUCUCAGCAGCUGGUCCUUGAGUCAGCCGCUUCAGCAUCACCUGAGAAGUUGUUAGGAAUGCAUAUUCUUGGGCCCCACCCCAAGACCUAGUGAAUCAGAAAUUCUGGCGGAGAGGCCUAGCAUUGUGUUUUAACAGGCACCAGAUUAUUCUGCCACACACUCUAGUUUUAAGAACCACUGAUUUAGUAAAUGUUUUAACUAUUUAAACUUUAGGGUGGUUAAAUGGGCUUUUUCAGACUAGUACUUUUACAGUUUAGAAGAUUUCAAGGUAUUGCUGACAAAUAGUGUAUUAUGUCAGUAUACAUGUGUGGAGAUCAUUAUUCAGUUUCCUUCUUAAUGUUACAAUUACUUAGUUUUUUUAAAGGGCCAUAGUGUAAUUCUAAAUUUCUAGUGGACAUCUUUUUUUGCAGUUGUGGAGGUGAAGUGUGGAUUGCUGUUUACAAUAGUGCCUUCAUUAAGUUUAGUUCUAUCUGUUUUCAUUCAUUAUUAACUCAAAAGUGUAAAAAAAAGGCCCUAAUAUCUUUGUUUUGUUUUUCACUUUAUGUGAAUUCAGAAUCUUUUCUGUAAGUGAUGACUACUGAGAAAAUGUUACUAGUAGCUGAAUUUUAGACUUGAUACUAUGUUGAUUAACAUUCAAAUGGAGAAAUCAAUUAAGCAGAACAACCAAUUCUGCUUUUCCACUGCUUUUUGAAAUUCUAGGCUGUGAAAUUGUCUUAAAGGCAGAAGAUAUCUCUAUUAAGUUCUUUCUGUAGGUCUUUUUAUUUUCAGCACAGCUCUAAUUUUAAAAUAAUUGCUAUAACAGCUUUUGGCAUGUGAAUAGGUUAUUGUUCAAAAUUAACUAAAGAAAACCCUUACAGUUCUGCUAAACUCAAUAAAUCGCUAGAUGUACACUGAGCAGUGAGAUGCAGAAAAAAAAAAUUUAGCUUCUUGGCUACUAAUAGAACUCUAAUUUUAAAUGUGAAAUCAUGGAGUCUUUUAAAGUAUUUUCAUGGAGUUUGUCAUCAUGAACAUUAGAAGUAGUGUGAUUCCUUUUAUUUUCCCACACAUCUUUAAACAUUCACAUGGGUUAAAGAAAAUGGAAACUGAUACUACUGACAAUCAAGCUGCUUUGUGACUUUCAUAAUUUUCUUUUUAUUAUGGAAACUUGGGAGGUAAUCAUGCUUUUGUAGGAGGAGUUGCAAUCAAUAUUUUUUUAAACUCUGGAGUCAGAUGUUGAUAGAUUGCUACUUUUUUUCACAUUGUAUCAUAUCAAUUGUUAAAAAGAUGAAUAACUUAAACUCUUAAUUCUCAUUUGAUAUAAAGGCUUAACCUUUGCUUACAAUCAUGUGUUUUGAAAUUUUGAUUCCAUUUUGGUUUCUAAGGUUAAAGAAUUGAAACUGAGGGAAAGAAAUUGAUACAUUGCAGCUUUGCUGAGGUCUGUGGUAUGAUUGUAACAUUUCGAAGACUACUAAAUUCAUACUUUAAAAAUUUUUAAAGUAUAUAUGUGUAUAUGGUUAUCAGUUGGAGUAGUCCUUCUUACUUUCCUCUUACCCCCUCUUUGGUGCUCCUAACUAGCUUAGAAGGCCCAAAGAGAGCUUUGGGAAAGAUCCCAAAAUACUCUGAGGAAGAUGGAAGGGGUCCACCUCGUUGUGUUUUCCCUUCAAAAUCUAGGAAGAGUAAAUGGAGAGAAAAGCAAAUACAGCUGAAUUCUCUACCUGCUCUUAGCAACAGCAAAAUUCCAGAGAAUGAUUGCCUGUUCUCUUUACCUACUCUUCAAGGGAAACAGGCCACUUUUGGAGACCAUAGAGCAGCAUUUAUCUAUUAAAUACUUGGUGAUAACUUACUUGACAGUGGUUAGUAAAAAAAUCCUAAACAGGGUCAUGAUGUAAUAAGACCAAUUCCUCUACUCUCCCAAUAGUCACGCAGUCUUAUCACCCUAGAUUUAACUUAAAUCACUAUUGAUCAAGCUUACCAAAGUGCCACAAAGCCAAUCUUUAAAGUUUAUAACGGUUUGAGUGUUUAUAGUAAAGUGUGCCAUGAAAUUUUGGUAAAUCUGGAUGCACUGUCUUUAUGGUACAGUAAAUUAGAGAUAGCUCAUUAAGUUGGCUCAGAAGAGAUUGAAAGAAAAUUAAAAAAUUUAAAUAACUUGGGUUUCUUAUGAUCAAAGAGGGAGAUUACAAAGUCUUCUAUCCCCCCGCCGCAAAAAAAAAAAAAAAAAACCUAAUAGCAAAAGACAAAAAAUUCUCUUAUCUUUGUUAAUGCGCUAUUUUUUUUAUUUUUGGUUUUAAUGUCUCAUGUAGAUCAAGUUUGAAUUACUUCUUUCUUAGAAUAGGUAAUACAGUCUGGUCUCUUUUCUGAGUUCAUUUAAAACAAAUCCAACUCAAUAUUUUUUACUUUUUAAAUACAAACCCUAACAAAUUAUAAAAAUGUGAGACUUGGAGUUCCCUUUGUGGCUCAGUGGGUUAAGGACCCUACCUUUUCUCUGUGAGGAUGCAGGUUCAAUCCCUGGCCUUCUGCUCAGUGGGUUAAGGAUCUGGCAUUGCCACAGCUGCAGCCUAGGUCACAGGUGCAGCUCAGAUCCGGUGUUGCUGUGGCUGUGGUGUAGGCCUCAGCUGCAGCUCUGAUUCAACCCCUAGCCUGGGAACUUCCAUAUGCUGCAAGUUUGGCCAUUAAAAAAAAAAGAAAUGAGACUUAUUUGUUCCAGUGUCAGUUCUUAUCUGUAGAGAAUUGACAUUGGAGCAAAUGAGUCUUUCCUGUUAAAAAUAAGCCUUGUUAACUGAGGGCAUGAUAAAAUUCCCUCAGAUUCAUCCAGAAACAUUUUAUUAGAAAUCUUAUAUGUAUGUCAAUUAUCUCAACAAAACUGGGAAAAAGGGAUCUUAUAGAGGUCUGUCAGUCCCUAUCCCAGUUUUUAAAAGUGUGAACCUUGAGUUUAAACAAAAUGGUACGUGUUUAUCUACAGUUUUGCAACUGAAUUAAAGUCAGGCCAUGUAGUCUAAUGUAUAAUAGAGUGUAAGGGGCUAAUUCAUGCUGUCCCAAGAAGGACUGAGAGUAAAAUAACACUUUUUUUUUCCCUUGAGAUUUGUUUCAUUUUUAGUUAGGCUGUGGCAGUUUUGCCCAUCUUGUCAGUCCUUUUGGUUACUAACUAAAUAUUGCUAAAUUAAUCCCAGAAACAUGCUUGCAAUUUGAUGACUAUGGAUACAGUGAACAUCUCAUUUUAUUCAGCUCUUAAAAGUACGAAAAACCCUCACGAAGGAAAAAAUUCAAAAAACUACUUACAAAAGUAUCCAGGUUCUGAUUAGCUUUAAAAAUUGUGAAACUUAAAUCAAAUGUCUUCAUAUUCAAGCCAAAAAUGUUAGUACAUGACAAAUAUAGACGUCUUGUUUCCAGGAUUCUCUAGCAGUUCUCUGUUUGUGGCUUACUCUUUAUAGCCUCAUGUGCCUUAAAGGUGAACUCUAUACUUUUCAUCAGUGUCAGGCUUUUCCAAACUCAAAUGUAAAUGUUGUAAUUCGUUUCUAUAAAAUGCCCCUGCUGUUGGAUAUCAGUAAGUAAAGGCAUUAAAUCGAACCAAUCAAUGAAUAAUAGAGUGUAUAGCAAAACAAAAAACUUCACAUCUUAAAUUUCAUUUGUGUAACUUUAUUCUUGGCCCAGUUAGGUCACUGAAGAAUACUGAAGUUUUAUCUAAAUUAUAGCUUAAUGUUUUCCUUUUAUUUUUUCCCUGAAAAAUGUCAUAAACCAGAAUACUUUUUAAACCCAGAUAACUCUGGAGAGAGAAUUUUCAAGGCAGAAAUACUUCAAGAACAGAGAUUAUAUGGCAAGUUGAUUCUCUAGUUAACUUUAUAGAGAUUCUUUUGUAUUCAUUCGUGUGAUAGCCAAACAUGUCCCUUCCCUUUAACAGAUUACCUUUUAGCACUUCUAUCUAUAAGAAAAAUGUUUGCUCAGAAUUGGGAAGGGGAUUACUUGAAGUUAGUUUAUAGUUUGAGAUGGUUGACAGGAAUUUUCCAGCUAUUUUCAAAUCGUAGUAUUGAUGUUGAACACACUGACAUUCAACAUGUCUAAACUUACAGGUAAACUUAAUCUUUAAAACGACUAUUAGGUAGAAAAUAAGUAUUUGUAUACACAUGUACUGUGGUAACUUUGGAUUCAUUUUAAGUCUGACAAAGUAAGAUAAAUUUUAUCUUUACAAUGAAAUUAUGCUAAGUGGGCGAGAAGCAUCCGAAAGGUAUUUAGAUCUAGGCAUCCCUGUCAGCAAAGUAUCUGAAAUAUAGCUCCUUAGAUAUGCUUAAUUCUUAUUUUUUUGGAAAUAACUUACUUAUUCCAAAAGGCUUAGAAGGAACUCUGAAAAUUCCUCUAAGUAACUGGCUGUUAAGAGUAAGGAAAUUGCAUGGUAUAGCCGAAGAUUUGGGUUGACUCACUAAAAUUUUAUUUUUAUAUUUUUUAUAAUAUUAAAAUUGUUUUUCAGCCCCCCUCAUAAUUAUAAUUUAAAUCAAGGUUAUUAAUGUUUUAAUCUAGAUCACAUAAUGGUAAAUUAAUUUUUAAUUCGAUAUUCAUACUGAACUUGGAAAAACUGAUUUGGUCUUCUCUGAUUUCAAUAUGUAACGCUUUUAUUGUCAGAUUUCUUUGUUACAUCUUUGUGGUCAGUGGAACCUGUGAAAAUCUGUGUUCUUUUUUUGUGGUGAGGGAUGGGGGUACAAAAGGGGAGAAUUGCUCUAAUUAUACAUAUGCAUUUUGACUAUAUAAAGGUAGUUGUAGAAUUAAUAUGUAUAAAUGACAAGUUAACACUUACCUAUUCUGAAUUGUUCUAAGGAACAGUGGCCUGAAGCCAUGGCUUGUUUUGUGGAGCUGCUUGCUCUUUAAAUAGUAGCUGACCAACUUGGAUUUAAGUUGAGACUUUGGGGUUAGGUUAUCUAGCAGAGGCUUUUAGGAAUGGAGCAGACCAUGUCUGUUCCUGUAGUGGAUCAAUUUAAUUUCCUCUUUGAUCAUUCUAAUUUAGAUACAGCUAUUAUCCAUUCUAAAUCUUUACAUUGGGAGUUUUAUAGAACUGUUGUCAAAAGCUAUUAAUUAUAUGUAAAACAUUUCACAGAUGGUUAAAAAUUUGUGUUUUUUUGUUUUUGUUUUUGUUUUUUUUAGUUUCAAAGGUUAGUUAUGUAGCAUCAAUAUCAUAACCAAAGCAAGUAGGAAGUUGACUGGUUUGGAGAAUCUUCAAGUAGUCUUAAAUACUGUAAUGUAUCAGAUUGUUAACCAGGAUUUUUUUCCUGUAUUUCUGCUAAAUGUAUUACUAUAUUAAUGCACUUUUGUAUAUAUAACUGUCUUCUGUACAUUCUGUACUUACUACAGUGUAUAUAAAAGCUGUUUUUCCUGAAGCCGUGAGGGAAAAACAAUAGCUGUAACACAAGUCAUUUCUAUUUUGAGUUCCUUCUUGUACUUGAGAGUAAGUAGUUCAAUAGUUAAAUCUAAAUGAGUAUGUAUGCUUGUAAUUAAAAUGGCAAUGUGGCAGAGCUGUCUUUUGAAACUCAUUUUAAGAAUGAAAAGUGUUUUCAUUAUUAAGAGCUUGUAAUAUUUUAAAUUGUCUCUUUUGAUGUACCAUGAAUUUUUACAAACCCACUGCUGCUUACUACUUUAUACUUCUGAAUCCACUCCUUUUCAUGUCCCAUCCCAGAACAUUUAUCAACAGAGAAGAACUGCUCUCUUUUCUUUUGCUCACAGUUUGGUUAAGCCUCUAUAAACUUUUGCUUUGUGAAAGCCCCAAUUUCCCAAAUGUCAUUGUCAAAUCAUUAUUUUUUUUUCCUGGAAAGAUCAGAUUUCUGGAGAGUUCAGCUUUCAUAGUUAAAUGAAAAUUAGGUCAAAUCCUUGUUUAAAAAAUAUAAUUUUCCUUACAUAUUGUUCUAGAGUUUUUCAGUUGUAAUUAUAUAAAAGAAAUGUCUGUGAGCAGUUUUAUGUAUAGGUACAGCAGCAAUUUAACUUUUCAGCAGCAACUUUAUCUCUUGCCACUAGAGGGAGGUCUGUGGUUGCUCUCUCCUUCAGAAACUGUCCUAGCUGCUUUUCUUUUGUUUUUAAUUUCAGAGGUUGGAACUGACCUCAUGCUCAAAAUUCCUUUUGUGAUAUUAAAUACUUUGAUUUAUUAGUCAAAGGUAGGUUAAUUGAGCUUGUUUAAUAAAGCCAAUAUUAUUCCUGCUUUUCUGUAAUCUUCAAUUUUUAAUAAAUGUGAGUUAGAUAUUGAGUGAAACAUA
Molecule: messenger RNA, 7828 nt
Organism: Sus scrofa (pig)
Lineage: Eukaryota; Metazoa; Chordata; Mammalia; Artiodactyla; Suidae
Gene: FAM199X
Product: family with sequence similarity 199, X-linked
Source: RefSeq, a predicted model, not a curated record